Messenger RNA from Fomitiporia mediterranea MF3/22, 2464 nucleotides. RefSeq lists its product as uncharacterized. The record is from RefSeq and is a predicted model, not a curated record. The transcript has 2 exons. Bases 1 to 2010 code for a protein of 669 amino acids. Lineage: Eukaryota; Fungi; Basidiomycota; Agaricomycetes; Hymenochaetales; Hymenochaetaceae.
AUGACGCUGCUUAGUGCCUCCGCCUCUUCUUCAACUGCAACUGCGAAACAGAGGCAUUACGAUAACUCGUCUGGCGCGCUCAGCACCAGCGCCUUCACCAACGACAGUCCUAGCGCGAGUGGUAGCACCAGUACCACCACGUCGCCGUCACCCACUCCCGGCCAAUCUUCUGCAUCAAUCCAAUCUCUGCCCCUUCCUCAUCAACACCCGCUAAGACCACACGGUGUUCGCGCACACCUCGCAGAGUUCAUCCCGCUCCUCCCUCGACAUGCCUUGUUCAAUGUCAAACUCACGAUCCAUCAACUAUGGAACGUCCCUCUCGUCGGUGGGGAAUUUAGUGUCAAGUGGAAAUUCCACGGUGUGAAGCGACCCAAAGCGGCGCGUCAUCACGGACACCAUCUUCAUCAUAACACACAUGGACAUGGACAUGGACAUGGAACCACGAGCGGGUCCGCGACGACGACAACGACGACGAACGGGAGGGCAACAUCUGCCACUGAUGAUCAUUCGAUUUCAAGUGGGCUGAGAUUAGUAAACGGACUCGGGAAGGGAAAAGCCCGAGAAACCCUGGAUACCGAUCAUCCAUACGAACACGAAUCAUUGACGCCAUCGGGCGCAUCGAUGCUCUCCAUCCCGUCGACGUCGGAGGACUCGUCCUCGGCGCCCGCAUCUCCACAUGCCACGUCCUUCGACUUAUUUCCAUCAAGCAUUCCUGGCAAUCACGUUAAUCUGGGAGAAGGAAGCCGAGGAAAGGAUGGGGAUGGUGAUACAGCGGAAUUCUCACAAGAGGCGCGAGGUCGGACACCGUAUGUCGCGCUGCGUGAGCAUAAUGUGAAGUGGGGAAAGACGAUCAACGUCGUGGUGCAGAUGAGUGUACAGCGGGAUACACAGGACCUGCAACCUUGUGACUUGAAGCUUGUGGUUGAACAGUUUGCCAAACCUGGCGAUGCGAACGCACCAGAAAACCCUCGUCUGGGAGCUGUCUACCUCAACCUAGCCGAAUAUGUCGACAAAGGGCCCAUCUCCCGUCGCUACCUCCUUCGAGAAAGUAAAACAAACGCAACGCUCCAACUGACGAUCGAACUCACGCACGUCGGAGGCGAAGGGACCUAUAAAGCUCCACCAUUGCAAAAGGGUGAAGUGAUGGCAGGUGUAGCGACGUUGUUAGAGAAAAGCGCUGUGGGCAGCGGACUGGGACCGCUUUCGGUUUCGAGGCCUUCGUUGAGGCCGCAUAGGAGGGCAACGGAUGGAGGUUCGAGAACCAGUUUGGGGUUGCAGACUGGAAUUGGGACGGGUGGUUCUAGGUUAGGCAGUCCUGUACCGACGCUGGAGCCAGGUACGGGAGGAGGAGGAGGAGGAGGAGGAGGAGGAGGGAAGACUGCGGAUAAUAUCAUUGAGGCGAUUUUUAACCCUGUACCGACCAGCUCUCCGUCACCGUCGCCGUUUACGUAUUAUGUCCCUCCAAAAGCGCGACCGAUUGUUUCGCCUUUGCCUCUCUCUACGAGCACUUCUGGCGCGAGUGUGAGCGCGGAUCCACAAAGCUCGGACGUAGAUGCCGAUACGAGUGGGAAUGGACUAUUGGAAGACGGCCGACCGCCGAGUAUCGCUCCCUCGACUACGACUACGACACGUAGCGAACGGUCUAUUGCUACGUCUGCUUCGCGGGAUAGUACUGGCGAACAACGCGAAUCGCGUCGAUCGAAGUGGUGGAAGAAGCUUACGGGUGGAGAUGGGUCGCGUGCUGCGUCUCCUCAGCCUCAACCUCAGCCGCCGUCACCUGUUCUUUUACACUCUCCGGUACUUCAUGCAUAUCCGAAUGUUAAAGGUACAAAUGUGUCGGUUCGGUCGUCCCCUGAUUUACUGACUAGGCAAGUCUCCGAAGGCGCUGCGCGAGGUGGUGAAAGCAUUGAGGAUGAAGAACACCGUGCCGCACCACAGAUCAUCGUGAGGAGUCCACCGAUGAAAGGAAGGACUUUGAGUGAGAAUGAGAGUGGAAAUGGGAGACAUUGAACCCAGUCUAAUUCUCGUUUUUCUUUCUAACUUUCAACUUCCUUUAUUUUCUCUUGGGUUAUUCUGCAGAUGGGUUUUCACAAUGGUUUUCUUGACGUUUGACUUUUAGCAAGAUUAUUUAUUAUUUUUCGAUGUUCUCUCGUCUAUAUUUCUAUAUCCCUUUUCUUUUUCUCUCCUUAGCGUUUUGUUUCCUCUACGAUUUGAUUUGUUUCGUUUCUCUGCGUUAUCGUACACCGUGCUUGCUUUUCUCUUCUUUCUUUUAAAGCAAUCGUUUGUUUAGUCUUGACUUAUCCACUAUUCCUUUCUCUUGUCUUGUGUCUUUUGCCGUUGAGUUGUUUAUUGCCCUUUCGUUUGUGCCAUUAGUUUUUUUUUUAACGCCGUUGUCAUGAUGCUUGCUUGCAUAUUUCUAUAUCUGCUUGUUUCGGGCGUGAUUAUUACACACUAUCAAUAUCGC